Molecule: messenger RNA, 2292 nt
Organism: Phytophthora infestans T30-4
Lineage: Eukaryota; Oomycota; Peronosporomycetes; Peronosporales; Peronosporaceae
Exons: 8
Coding region: 1-2292 (763 amino acids)
Source: RefSeq, a predicted model, not a curated record
AUGAUGAAGGAAUCCGAGUUGAUGCUUGUUGCUGUUCAUGAUCUUUCGGCCUCCGAGCGCUACGGAAACGACAUACGCGAUGGCGAUACAUGUCCCGAGGUCGGUGUCGGUGGGCGGCCAGUUGUUACGCGGCAGUCGGCAGUUCUUCCCUCGGUGGGUGGCGACGGAGAGUCGCUCGGUUCUGGUGUCGUCGACGCGUUGCUGGGGGUGUUGUCGGCUUCUCAGUCGUCGCCCGUGAAUCCCCCAGAUCAAAGACAACCGCAAGUUAUUCCGAUUAAGCGGGGCUGCUCUCCUUUGAUUGAGUGGUAUGACAACGCAAAAAUGCUGGCGGAGCAAUGGAUAGAAGCGGUGUGCAGCACAGGCGUUUUCGCUGAGGCCCGGCCGUGGUGUGACGCGUGGCGUGAGGCCCACGACGGAAAGACGUCUCGAGCGUUUAAUGUUGUCGUGCCCGACGCGUCUGUCGACUAUUCGGGGUUCCUGUUAGCGAGCGAAAAGAUGGCGUGCUCGACAAACGUUCAUACGCACUCCCAAACGUGCCGUAAAGGCGUGCGAGGACGCUACGCUUGUCGCCUCUCGCGUCCGGCUGGAGUCCACGGCAAAGCUACGCAGCAUUUGCUAGUACGUUUAAAAGCGUCUAGUCAUCUGGGGAAACGAAAGCGUGCCGAGUUCGUCGUUGAGUCUGCAUCCUGCGUUGCAGCCGCAAUUGAUUUGAGACAGAGUGACGAAAAACGGCUGUUUCGCGAGUACACCAAUGGAGCCGUUGUUUGGGAGCAGCGUCGUCCGGCGAGCGAUGCGCUCUUUGUAGAGACAAAUCUCGCUCUAGUCUGUUUGUCGCGCUCCCAUACAAACGCGGCGUUAAUCAGUGGCCUUGACUCUGGGCUUGUGGCGUAUGCCGCGGGGUGUGUUGUGUGUCCUACGAGUAGCGGUGACGAAUAUUGCGACAUUGCAUCGUGUGACAUUGAGGACGACGCGGCUAAACGGUCUACGAGCGGCGUGUCUGCAGCCGACGAGAUCUGCUUUCAGCGAGAACACAGUGCUCACAAUUACGACGAAUCUCUCGAAGCAGACGACGUGCAGAGACACUUGGAGAUACUUGUUGCUGCUGAUGUUGAGGAUGGCAGCGAUGAUCAGUCUGUUACUGGGGGUGCUCGUAAAGCUCAUGCACGGAUGUUUACUGCUGACAAAAAGGUUUUCUUUGUAACGCAACCGGAGUCGUACCGGCAUCGCGGUGUAUGGCUCGAAGCGUAUUCCCCCACGGAGUUUGAAAUGAUAGUUGACAUUUUACCGCGAGUACCGUCUGAGCCCGCAUCGAAGACCUAUCGGUGCGCUCAAAAUGAGAAAACAUGUUCCGAGUGGAGGAGUCGAAAUGUUCAGUUCUGGGCGGACCCGGUUUCAUCCACGAUAUCGCAGGCCGGUGGUCACCACGUGAAAUCACCCGACGUUGACAUGGAAGCGGUUGGUGCGAUACUGCCCGAGGAUAUAUUCGACAUGACUAUAGCCGCAGCAGCAAAGGAUAUCAAGGCGGUAAAUGCGGCAAGAGCCAUGAAAUCUACGUUUUUGUCGUUAUCCCCUAUGGCAACGGAAUUCGGUUUUAAGGGAGAAUGGGAGUUCGUCUGUGAAUACGUGCCCGACUGGGAUCGAGAAGGGGUCAGUCGUAACGAUUUGGAGUUGCUGCGUUUGACGUUCACGGAUAGAGUUGGUGUUGUGGUGGUGGACGAGGUCUCUAUGUUCAGUGCCGAGUUCUUGGUUCUGCUGGACCAUCGCCUUCGAACGGUAUACAAAAACAACAUUGUGUUUGGAGGGAGGUCGAUUAUUCUGCUUGACGUCAUAGCGGGGGUACCGCUGUGUAAAGUCCUUUACAUGAAUACGCGAUCGGACGUGUUGUUGUCGGCCCGAGCGUUGUUCCGGCAGUUCAAGGUGUUUUUCUUGCACACGCAGCACCGCGCGGCGACUUGUCAACUUCAGCUGGCAAAUUUGGCCGCCUGUAGGGCACUUCCAAGGUUCAUCCCGAGCGGUCAGCGGUGGACUGAGAGCGAAUCGGCUGAAUUUCGCCCGAUGACCGCCGACGUCGUAAAAAGUUUAACGCCUAAAUUGACGAUGGAAGACGUCUUGAACGGCCCAGCAUGGCUAGACGAGACCACUGUAAUCGUUACCAGUAAUGUAGAUAAGGCCAUUUUAACCGCGCCGGCGGCUGCACUGUUUGCUGACAGACACGGCCAACUUCUAUUCCGCUGGAAGCGCCGUUUGCGACAAGAAUUGCCGGUGGGGUUGCAAAAUCUGGUGUAUGACUAG